CCGCUGGUCGCCAAUCACCGUGCGGUGGAGAGGCGGGCGCUCGGCUCCGGCGAGCUGGGGGAGCCAGCUGGCGCUGCUUUCCCCGGGAGCCUCAGACGCUCGCACAGACCCAGACAGACACACAGACUGGCGGGCAAGCGCGCGGGCAGGCACGGACAAAGUCCCCCGGCCGUUUGCGCUCUGAGGCGCGCGCCAGCCCCGGCCCGGGGAGCCCCCUGUGCCCCGCGGGGAGCCGCAGGCGGCAGCUCCGCAGCCGGCGCCGGCAGAAGGAGGGCGCGCAGGCGGUCGGAGGUGGCGAGGCCUCGGCGCGCCGGGCCCGCGAUGUGAGCGGCGGCGGCUCCCACCUGGCGCCGCACCUGGAGCGCCUCGCUCCGGGGCGGCGGGGAGAAUGUGCGCCGUCCGCAGCCGCCGCACCCGCACCUGACCAUGGAGUGCGCCCUCCUGCUCGCGUGCGCCCUCCCCGCCGCCGGCUCGGGCCCGCCGUGGGCUCCGGCGGGACUGGGGCGUGUGGCCAAGGCGCUCCAGCUGUGCUGCCUCUGCUGUGCGUCGGUCGCCUCGGUCUUAGCAAGUGACAGCAGCAGCGGCGGCAGCGGAUUAAACGACGAUUACGUCUUUGUCACACCGGUAGAAGUGGACGCGGGCGGGUCUUACAUUUCACACGACAUUUUGCACAGCGGCAGGAGAAAGCGAUCCGCGCUGGGUGCCAGCAGCUCCCUGCAUUACCGAUUUUCAGCAUUUGGACAGGAACUCCAUUUAGAACUUAAGCCCUCGGCGAUUUUGAGCAGUCACUUUAUUGUCCAGGUACUUGGAAAAGAUGGUGCUUCAGAGACUCGGGGACCCAGGGUGCAGCAAUGUUUCUAUCAGGGAUUUAUCCGAAAUGACAGCUCCUCCUCUGUCGCUGUGUCUACUUGUGCUGGCUUGUCAGGUCUGAUAAGGACACGAAGAAAUGAAUUCCUCAUCUCACCAUUACCUCAGCUGCUGGCCCAGGAACACAACUACAGCUCACCUGCCGGCCACCACCCUCACGUACUGUACAAAAGAACCGCUGAGGAGACGGUCCAGCGUUACCAUGGCUACCUGGGCUCCAGCCAGUAUUAUCCGGGUCACACUCCAAGACACACUCCCCACACGUACCAGAGUCAAGAAACAGACCAUCACCAUCGAAGGUUGCAAAAGCAGCAUUUUUGUGGACGACGCAAGAAAUAUGCCCCCAAGCCGCCCACCGAGGACACCUAUCUCAGGUUUGAUGAAUACGGGAGCACAGGGCGGCCCAGAAGAUCAGCUGGGAAGUCACAGAAGGGCCUGAACGUGGAGACCCUCGUGGUAGCAGACAAGAAAAUGGUGGACAAGCACGGCAAGGCCAACGUCACCACGUACAUCCUCACGGUCAUGAACAUGGUUUCCAGCCUAUUUAAAGAUGGGACCAUUGGAAGCGACAUAAACAUCGUGGUGGUGAGCCUCAUUCUUCUGGAACAAGAACCUGGAGGAUUAUCGAUCAACCAUCACGCAGACCAGUCUCUGAACAGCUUUUGUCAGUGGCAGUCUGCCCUCGUCGGGAAGAACGGCAAGAGGCAUGAUCACGCCAUCUUACUCACAGGGUUUGAUAUUUGCUCCUGGAAGAAUGAACCGUGUGACACUCUAGGGUUCGCCCCCAUCAGCGGCAUGUGCAGUAAGUACCGAAGCUGCACCAUCAACGAGGACACGGGGCUUGGCCUGGCCUUCACCAUCGCUCACGAGUCAGGGCACAACUUUGGCAUGAUUCACGACGGAGAAGGCAACCCCUGCAGGAAGGCUGAGGGCAACAUCAUGUCUCCCACGCUGACGGGAAACAACGGGGUGUUUUCAUGGUCUUCGUGCAGCCGGCAGUAUCUCAAGAAAUUCCUCAGUACACCGCAGGCCGGGUGUCUGGUGGAUGAGCCCAAGCAAACAGGACAGUAUAAAUAUCCGGACAAACUUCCAGGACAGAUUUAUGAUGCCGACACACAGUGCAAGUGGCAAUUUGGAGCCAAAGCCAAGUUAUGCAGCCUUGGUUUUGUGAAGGACAUCUGCAAGUCACUUUGGUGCCAUCGAGUGGGCCACAGGUGUGAGACCAAGUUUAUGCCUGCAGCAGAAGGGACCAUUUGUGGCUUGAGUAUGUGGUGUCGGCAAGGCCAGUGUGUGAAGUUCGGGGAGCACGGGCCCCGGCCCGUCCACGGCCAGUGGUCCGCCUGGUCAAAGUGGUCGGAGUGUUCCCGCACUUGCGGUGGAGGAGUCAAGUACCAAGAGAGACACUGCAACAACCCCAAGCCUCAAUACGGUGGCAAGUUCUGUCCGGGUUCUAGCCGAAUUUAUCAGUUGUGCAAUAUUAACCCUUGUCAUGAAAACAGCUUGGAUUUUCGAGCCCAGCAGUGUGCAGAAUACAACAGCAAACCUUUCCGUGGAUGGUUCUACCAGUGGAAGCCCUACACGAAAGUGGAAGAGGAAGACCGAUGUCGACUGUACUGCAAGGCUGAGAACUUUGAAUUUUUUUUCGCAAUGUCCAGCAAGGUGAAAGACGGAACUCCUUGCUCCCCAAACAAAAAUGAUGUUUGUAUUGAUGGGAUUUGUGAACCAGUGGGAUGCGAUCAUGAACUUGGCUCUAAAGCAGUUUCUGAUGCCUGUGGCGUUUGCAAAGGUGAUAAUUCAACUUGCAAGUUUUAUAAAGGCCUGUACCUCAACCAGCACAAAGCAAACGAGUACUAUCCAGUAGUCACCAUCCCGGCGGGCGCCCGGAGCAUCGAAGUCCAGGAACUGCAGACAUCCUCCAGUUACCUCGCGGUCCGAAGCCUCCAUCGAAAGUACUACCUAACAGGGGGCUGGAGCAUCGACUGGCCUGGGGAGUUCCUCUUCGCGGGGACCGUGUUUGAGUACCAGCGCGCCUUUAACCGCCCCGAACGUCUGUACGCACCGGGACCCACUAAUGAGACGCUGGUCUUUGAAGUUCUGAUGCAAGGCAAAAAUCCGGGGAUCGCCUGGAAGUACGCCCUGCCCAGGGCCGCGAACGGGACGCAGCCGGCGCCGAAAAGACACGUCCACUCCUGGAGCACAGUGCGGUCCGCCUGCUCCGCCUCCUGCGGCGGAGGUUACAUAAGUGUAAAGGCCAUUUGCUUACGAGAUCAAAAUACUCAAGUCAAUUCCUCGUUCUGCAAUGCAAGAACCAAGCCAGCAACUGAACCCAAAGUAUGCAACGCUUUCUCCUGCCCUGCCUACUGGAAGCCGGGCGAGUGGAGCGUGUGCAGCCGGCCGUGUGCGGGGGGCCAGCAGAGCCGGAAGAUCCAGUGUGUCCAGAAGCAGCCCUUCCAGAAGGAGGCGGCCGUGCUGCACUCCCUCUGCCCCGUGAGCACACCCACGCAAGUGCAAGCCUGCAACAGCCACGCCUGCCCCCCGGAGUGGACCUCCGGGCCCUGGUCCCAGUGUUCCAAGACCUGCGGGCGAGGCGUGCGGAAACGCGCGGUGCUGUGCAGAAGCGCCUCCGCGGCGGAGGGCCUGCCGGACAGCCUGUGCGCCGGCGCCCCCAGGCCGGAGUCGCAGGAGGGCUGUGUCCUGGGCCGGUGCCCGAAGAACAGCCGGCUACAGUGGGCCGCCUCCUCGUGGAGUGAGUGUUCCACGACCUGUGGUCUGGGUGUGAGGAAGAGGGAGAUGAAGUGCAGCGAGAAGACCUUCCAGGGAAAGCUGAUAACUUUCCCAGAGCGAAGGUGCCGCAACAUUAAGAAGCCAAACCUGGACUUGGAGGAAACCUGCAACCGAGGGGCCUGUCCGGCUCGUUCGGGGUACGGUGUGGCAGCUGGAUGGUACUCAUCGCCAUGGCAACAGUGCACGGUGACCUGUGGAGGAGGGGUCCAGACCCGAUCCGUCCACUGUGUGCAGCAGGGCCGGCCCUCCGCCGGUUGUCUGCUCCGACAGAAACCUCCAGCGAUGCGAGCCUGCAACACUAACUUUUGCCCAGCUCCUGAAAAGAGAGAGGAUCCAGCCUGUGUGGAUUUCUUCAGCUGGUGUCAUCUGGUUCCUCAACACGGUGUCUGCAACCACAAAUUUUACGGCAAGCAGUGCUGUAAGUCAUGCACGAGGAAAAGCUGACCCCAGCCCACCCCCUGCUGCCCCUCCAGUGCCUGAGGGCCAGGGGCUCACCUUCCAGAUCCGUGACGGCUGAAGGCCGCAGCAGCUCACCAGUGGUCUGCGGCGUGGAGGGGCCCACUCCGAAGAACAGGUGGGCUUCUUUUCCAGUUCCCCCGAGCACAUGGUACUCUGAAGCACUUGAAAAUGGGAAGCGACGACAAAUCUGACAGAGAAACAAAAAUGAAAACGACAUGGAUUUGCACUGUGUGCAUGGAAGGAGUGAGGAGUCACACUGAGAUAGGUGAACUCUGAGUUUGGUCGAAGUGAGAAUCCAGCCAACUUUGGCCAUAUCCCCCUUGGCGUCUGAAAGGGUUCCGUGGCAAAGACAUCAGUUUUGGAAAGGCCCUUUAUGACUUCAGGUCGUAGGCUGAGAGUUGGAGGAUCGGACACGGACGGGACGUUUACUUGGAGCUCACGGUUUGGCUGGAGCUGUGGACAUGCCGAGCCAGGAGCUGGCCAGGAAGCCCACUGGUGCUCACAGUGGUGCGUGCUGCUGGACGGGCAGGCAUCACGUUAUGUUUAUUUAGUGUGCGUGUGUUUUUAUUAUUUUGUUUAAAGUAUAUUCUGCUUAUAGAGAGUCUCCAAGACUAAAAUUCACAACUUGAAAAGGAAUAUUCUAAAAACACGGCAACAUGGACUAUUUAAGAUUGCCGUUUCAUUGAAAUUCACACUCUGGGGAUAAAAAACAAAAGCUCAUAAGAAGGGUAAAUCUUAAUGCCCCGCACAUUAUAUCAACCUCGUAACUUUUGGUGCUAGACAGGAUCCUCUAGUCUGCUCUUUGGGAAUCAGAAUUGGUGAAAUGUUUAUUUCUGGUAAAAAUCUAGGAGGAGUUAAAUAGCAGUGUGCUGAAAGAGAGGAGGCCAUUAUUUGUAAUGCUCCCUACUUAUUAUCAUAGCUGCUUGGAAAAUUAAAGGCCACUUGUGGGUUUUCUUCCUACCAACUGACAUGUUUAAAUUUGCCCUAGGAUUUGGUUUACAAGAAAAAAGUCAUCGUGGCAAGAGUGAAGUCCAUCUGUCUUCUUGCUACAUUAAUAUUAAUAAAUCAUAAUAUGGCAAAACUGUUUAAUGAAUAAGAGUAUUUUCCAAUCUUUCAGAUGAUAUUUUCAGUCUUCAAAGGCCAGCUGUCGGUUGGCACUAAUGAGCUUAAAAUUGUUCUCAAUUGCAAAAACACCACACUAAUUUGCCAAAACCAAAGUAACUUACAAGACGGAGUCCUCCUGUAAUUUUUUGAGCUGUGGUUAUAAAGGACAUAUUUAUAUAAUUCUACCCUAGUCCUCAAUUUUUUGAUGAAUGUAACCCAGUUUUACUGCUUUAAAAAGUUUCGAUUCAAACAGGGGUUUGCCAGCUCAGCACAACCAACUGGACAGCGGUCCGUGGAACUCGGGGCAUCCCUGGUUCCCACUCUCACUGAACCGUGCGCUCUCAAACCUCUGAGGAAUGAUCAGGACAUUGUCUCAGCUCUCUUGGCCUAGAUUAGUGGUCAUUUUAUCAUCAGAAAAAAAGAUUUAU
Molecule: messenger RNA, 5642 nt
Organism: Phyllostomus discolor (pale spear-nosed bat)
Lineage: Eukaryota; Metazoa; Chordata; Mammalia; Chiroptera; Phyllostomidae
Gene: ADAMTS18
Product: ADAM metallopeptidase with thrombospondin type 1 motif 18
Exons: 23
Coding region: 427-4095 (1222 amino acids)
Biological process (GO): proteolysis; extracellular matrix organization
Cellular component (GO): extracellular matrix
Molecular function (GO): metalloendopeptidase activity
Source: RefSeq, a predicted model, not a curated record